This is a messenger RNA of Echinostoma caproni, 1468 nucleotides long. Lineage: Eukaryota; Metazoa; Platyhelminthes; Trematoda; Plagiorchiida; Echinostomatidae. The record is from the annotation of a GenBank genome assembly.
GUGCCUAGUUGAAGUGGCUCGGCAGAAUGAUUUCGAUCAGGCUUUGGCUCAAAUUUCCCGCGAGCACAAGACUCUACGAUCCGGGGAGACACAACGCAGACGCACAUUCGCCAAAAAAAUCAAUUUCGAAAUUCUCCCUGACGAGUCCGCAUAUCAUCGUCCGUUACCUGUUCCCGCAACCGGUCAUUUUAGUCGGCCAUCAUCGCGCGUACACGAGUCAGGCAAUUACAGUCGGUCCUCGGUCAACUCGCAUUCAGAGCCACAACUCAACAAACUGUUUAAAACAACUCGUCUGCCCACACGAUUGCGUUCCAAGGAUACCGGUCUACUUGCUGCCAGUCCUGUGUUACAAGAGGUUCACGAGGACGAGUCUGACACACGAACCACGGACGAGCCAUUGACUGUUAGGGACGGGAGUAAUACCAAUCUGACUAUGGGACAUCGUAUGCCCACUACCCGUUUCUCAUCCGUCAUGGCGCAAACAAAAGCCGAGAGCGCACGUCGUGCCUCUGUGCCAGUCGAGUUUGAUGCAGCUUUUACCACCCCGAAAUGGAGUAUUGAGGACACAGAUGCAUCCACUGAAACCAAUGAAACGUUUCCCGUUGCGGACUCCGCGCUCACAUGUUGCAUCACCACUGACGAUUUGACCAAGUUGUCCUUGCUUCUGCCGACCCAUUUGGCUGAUUAUUUGCGCGAGGAACUCAUCAAAAGUGCACAAAGACGUACCAUUCCUCAACCAUCCGGUGGGCUAUUCCAGUUUUCUAGACAACCGGCUGAACAUUUGGGCCUGUGCCCCCUAACGCAAGCUACAAACAGUGAUCACUCGCGCCACUCGAGCCAAACACAUAAUGAGUCUGUCACGAUGGAUGAUGCGGCUGGCUCAAUAACCUGUGCAGAUGCUGCUUGUCAGGUGGAUGGUUUACUCAUCCCAUCCUCGGUCACUCAGUGGCCAUUACGCAGUCACAGUGCGAGUUUGUUCCUUCCAAUUGGAGAAUACAAAAUCGAUCAUGUGUAUUUAUCUGCCAAUGAUUAUCAGAAUGCAUUGCAUAACGCCGCCUACCCGGAUGACCUUGAGCACGUUGCCCUCUCGGAUCGACUGACUUGUGCAAUCGAUCUCGGCGAUGGAGUAUUCGAAUUGGCUCCGUCCGCAGAACUGUCUAAUGGGGCCGAUACUGAAUUCGCAACUCCCAGCACUAUGAUGUCAUCGAGUUUUCAUUCCACUCGCACCAACCUGUCCAAUCGUAGUGAAGCCGCUGCGAACUGGUUACAUGCACCAUCGGCAGAUGAAAUGAAUCAGUCCUCGAGCCGCCCGGAUGAGCUAGGUGCAACUCCGACAACUGGCAAAGAUCAUUGGCUUGCUCGUCGUCGUGCACGGUGUGAUUCGAGUUCGGUAGAACGACAGGGUAAGUUUACGCCCUUCCGUUUACACGUCAUGUUAGUCGUCUUUUCAAAAUUUGCUGUCAUUUAG